This is a messenger RNA of Ogataea philodendri, 1533 nucleotides long. RefSeq lists its product as uncharacterized. NCBI's taxonomy places the organism in Eukaryota, Fungi, Ascomycota, Pichiomycetes, Pichiales, Pichiaceae. The record is from RefSeq and is a predicted model, not a curated record. The transcript has a single exon. Bases 1 to 1533 code for a protein of 510 amino acids.
AUGUCACAGCUCCAACGAGAAAUGAGGACCCCCUUGAAGCAGUUUGCGCGCUCCGAGUCUCGGGCCUCCUCUGGUUCGGGUAUACGAAGCCCCAGUAUGAAAAGUCCUAAGACAGAUACCGACCCGGAUGAGUUUGACCAAGAUGUCAUGGAUAUGAGUUUUAUGCGACUGGAUGACCUAUUACGGGCAAAAUUGCAAGACAAUGACUCUCUUCCGUCCCCUAGUACAAUUACUGGUAUCUCUAUGAGUCGUCAGGAGAGCAGAGCAAAUUCGAUGAUUGGUUCCAUAAUUGAUGGCGAAGAUGAAUCCAGUGCCGCCAAUGCGGAGCCUGGCGAGGAAGGUGGAGUGAUCAAAAUAUACAAGAUUUCCGACGUGAUAGCGGCCCUUGCAAAGAGCAGGUCUAAGAUCAAUUCUUCCUCGAGGGAGUUUCUUUUGGGCGAAUUGUAUCGCAUGAUUGUGAAGAAGCCAUUGAGCACUAGUGGAGCCGUGGUUAACGAGACGGACUUGGAGCUUCUGGUUUCGUUUGUGAAAGGUGCGCGGUCUCAACUGGAAUUUGUGUUUGCACUUCGUGCUGCAGUUGCAUACAUUGCCAGCGAUGUGGAUGAGGUUGCAACCACUGCUAUCGAGCAGCUAUUUCCCGUGCUUCUCAACAAAAUAUACAGUCCCGAUGAGACGUAUGAGGGCGUGAGGUCCAGUUGUUUGAUCGCGUACGCCAGCUUAUUGCUGGUUAUUUAUGACGAGUCUCAGUGCUAUGGACUAGGAGAUAGCGUUGAGACCCUGAUGGAGCUUGCGGAUGGCUAUAGCGCUGGUGGCCUUUCCGAAAACGACGAGGAUGUGGUUGUGAACACUCUGAAUGCCAUUGCAAUCAUCAUCAGUCUCAUUUAUAAAGCCAACAGGGACGUGAACACGUUGGUUCAAGAAAAUAUUCCACAGGUCAUGACAUUCUUAUCGAGCGAGUUUAGUAAGAAAGUCCAAAAAGCUGCAGCCAUUGUGGUUGCACUCAUGUAUGAAGUGUUUGAUUUUGGCGAUGAGGAUGAUCCAGAUGAGCCGUACGACGAUUUUGAGGAUCUCAAGAGUAUCAUCAACCAAUUGGUGAGAUACUCCUCCAAGAAGGUGAGCAAGAAGGAUAAGAAGGAGUCGCGUUCGAUUUUCAGAGAGGUGCUGCACAGUCUUGAAAGAGCAGAGCCCGAAGAGGGAGAAGAGAAGGAGAUUCUUUCCAGAUUCAAAUUGAACAAGUCCAAAGCUCUUCCAAUCACCAGUUGGUUUGAAUAUGUUCGUCUGGUUCAUCUGAAGUACAUUUUCGGAUCUGAGCUCAACCUGCACUACGUUGCUUCCAAAGAGGUCAGAAACCUGCUUGCAAAGCCGGAUGACGAAAGCUCGAAGUUCAAUGUGGAUGUUGAAGAGCCUCAUAGGGAAGACAAGGCUUGGAAAACAGAGUCGGGCAGAGUGAACGACGUGAAGAGAGACCAAAAAAUCAGAGAGGCCAGAGAAUUGAAGGUGCGGGAAAAAUUCGGCGAUCUAUCAUUGGAAUAA